GCAGGGCCCGCGAGGAGGAGUCUCGCGGCGACGCUGAGCGUGAGGCCCGUGAGGAAUCGCGUGCCGCCCGUGAUCGCAGGGCCCCGUGAGGAGGCGUCUCGCGGCGACGCUGAGCGUGAGGCCCGUGAGGAAUCGCGUGCUGCCCGUGAUCGCAGGGCCCGUGAGGAUGCGUCUCGCGGCGACGCUGAGCGUGAGGCCCGUGAGGAAUCCCGCGCUGCCCGUGAUCGCAGGGCCCGCGAGGAUGAGUCUCGUGGCGACGCUGAGCGUGAGGCCCGUGAGGAAUCCCGCGCUGCCCGUGAUCGCAGGGCCCGCGAGGAUGAGUCUCGCGGCGACGCUGAGCGUGAGGUCCGUGAGGAAUCGCGCAGGCGCCGAGCGGCCAGGGAGGAGGCUCAUACGGGCCUCGACGAUGAAGGUGAGAGCCUGAGGCGGCUGACGAGUCGUUUGGACGCCUUGGAGCAGAAGCUGAGGAAGGUCGGUGCUGCGGCGGCCGCCUCGUCACAACAGGCGAGUGGUGCCCAUGGGCGCUCGUCCGUGUCUCCGACGGAGGUUGUGGAUGAGCAGGCACGGGAGGACCUGGAGGAGCUUGAGCGGUUUGUCACGCGACGCUUCAAGGAGCUGGAAAAGGCAGUGUCAAAGUUCCGUGACGCCGCUCCAGCCGCCGUUGCUGCUCCCAUGAGAGUUGGCGGCCAUUCCACGGGAAGAUCCGAGCGAUCACCUGCUGGGCGUGCUGCGCCGUCGCCCGAGAGUGGCGCCACGGGCGCGAAGCGGAGUUCUGAGGCCGCUGGCGCCAAACACGACACCGCCGGCGCAAGCGACGCGAGGCAGCGGGAGGAGCGGAGGGCGCCCGCGGGGGCCGGCGCAGUGGAUCAGGUGGCCCGUGGAGAUGCCGGCGCCGCGCUGGAGCAGGUGGGUCACCUCGAGAAGUUUGUGACGAGGAAACUCAAAGAGUUGUCGUUGGCCAUUGGGAAGGAGCUGGGUCCUUUUUCUGUGCGUCCCUCUGGCGAAACCGAGUACCCCACCGCCAUGGAGCAAAAGCCUCAGGGGCCGCUGGUGGAUCAGAUGGCCCGCGAUGAUGCUGCCCGCUCAAUUGAGGCGGUCCACGAGCUUGAGGAGGAGUGGGGGAGACGCUGGCACUCAUUGGAGGAGCGGCUGCGGAUCAUUGGUCGGGCCUCAAUAGGCAAGGGAACGCUGCCGCCCACCGCCGCCGCAUCUUCAAUUGACAGAAAGGCCCGGGAGGACGCCUCCAUGUCACUUAUGCGCAUACAACAGCUGGAGCGGGAAAUAAUGGGAUUUAGGCGACUGCUUCAGAAGCAUGAGCUCACAACGUCUUCCGACGAGUUUGCGCCUUCGGAUACGCGACUACCUAGCGGUGCCGUGUUUCCCGUGCCACCAAAGGUCCCGCGUCAGGCAGCCUUUCCCCCUGCAGGAAAAGCCGCCGAUGACGCCCCAGGCAGUCAUGAUGCGGAAUAUCAGACACGCAUGCAGAAUUUGGAGCAGGAGGUAGAGCAGCGCAUGCAGGAAGUGAACCGGGCCCUUGCCACGCUACGUACAACGCAGUCUGGGCUUCCACCCGGCAACCUCCUGGGGGAGGGGGUUGCUGUUAGGGGGGAACCCGCGUCGGUUCCAGGUCAAGUUGUGUUCAACUCAAGAGACACAGACGGUUAUUACAUGGUAGAAUCUGCUGAGCCCUUCCAUGGUUCCCCCACAACGCAAAAAUCCAUGCUGGUGAUGACGUCGCAUGAGGAUGCAGACGUGGGAAACCUCUUUGGUGGCGUGGCGCCGGUGCAGGGCGCUGCGAUUGUGCUGCGCUCUCCACAACUGGGCGGCCUUGGAGUCCCACUAGUGAAGCGUGAGCUGCCAGGCGGCACGGCAGCGGCUUCUCACUCCGUACUGCGCACUGACGAGGCGCCGGCGCGCCAAAUGGGGAGAUCAUAUGGCGCUGCAACUGAGCUGCCCCCGCCACGCGAGGACUCAGUUGCACAGUCCACUCUGCAUGAUGAGGGGGGCCUGCGUGUCGCGGAGGCCGCGAGCGGCGCCGCGGCCGCAACCCUCACGAGUCCCACCCCGGUCUCUACCCCCACCACUGCCCCCACCACGAAGAACCCCAACGCCAGGCUUCCGGCGGGUGACGGCGGGUGGGUGUCGCCGAGGGACCGCACCGGGGAACUCGAUCUGCUGCGGUCCCAUAGCACGCGUCUGCGCAGCACGGCCGUGAGUCCCCGUGUGAAGAUGGAAGAGGGUUUCUUGGAGGAGCAAAGCGCACUAGGGCACACGACGCCAUGUGUAGUGUACAACUGCGCCUGGUGCGCCGCACAGAAGCGGAAGGCGUCCGCGCGGACGGCGCGGCCAGUGCCCUAG
Molecule: messenger RNA, 2358 nt
Organism: Trypanosoma conorhini
Lineage: Eukaryota; Euglenozoa; Kinetoplastea; Trypanosomatida; Trypanosomatidae
Exons: 1
Source: RefSeq, a predicted model, not a curated record